AUGUCUGAUGGAAACGAUGAUAAUUCGGUGCAAACAAGCACCGAACAGAUGAAAGAAAUAAUUGCCGAAGAAGUAGGGAAGGCAAUUGAAGGUAGUCUAUCCGGGUUUAUAGACAAGAUUCAAAGCACGGUGUUGUCGCUUGUCGAAGAGCGAGUCAAAAGGUUGGAGGAUAGUGUCAACCUUAUGAAAGACAAAACUGGAGAACGCAAAGGGUGCUCAUAUAAGGAAUUCAUGGCGUGUAAACCGCCAAUAUAUAACGGGGAGGUCGACCCGAUAAUAUGUCAAAGAUGGUUGAGUGACGUCGAAGGAGUGUUUGAACGAACCCACUGUGACAUAGGUGACUUUGUUGCUUACGGAACUGGUCAAUUGGGAAAUCAAGCCAAGGAUUGGUGGGGCAAUAAAAAGAAGGAAAUGGGAGGCGAAGCGGCAAGGGUCAUGACUUGGGAUGAGUUUAAGAUCACGGGCAUCUUCAUGGAUAAGCUGAGGUUUUGUGACGAGUUAGUCACCACUGAAGAGCAGAAGAUAUACUAUUAUUACAACAUGUUGAGCGCUGAAUAUAGGGAGUUUAUGACUCCUUCAAAAUACGAGACCCUUACCGAAAUCAUAAACGUUGCUCGGGAACGGGAAAUCGAGUUGAAGAAACAAGUUGAAAGAGGUGAGCGAAGGGCACAAGAUGUGAAUCCAAGCCCUACAAAGAAAGCCCGAACUGGAGAAUCGGGAAAGAAGGUUGAUGCUAAAGGCGGGUCGCCAAGUUGCAAAAUAUGUGGAAAGGGGCACAAAGGUGAGUGCCGCUUUAAAGACAAGUCGUGUCCGGUAUGUGGGAAGACGGGACACACUGCAUCGCUAUGUCCCGGAAAAGUUUCCGUUUGUUACAAAUAUUAUCAACCCGGCCACAAAAAGUCUGAAUGUCCCGAGUUGGUUGGAAGGAGAGAUACAAAAGAGUCUCCAGCAGAAACUCCCAAAGCGAAGGCUAGGUCCUUCCAACUUACCGCGGCUGAAGCAAAAACAGAACCCGAUGUGGUCUCAGAAUUAUCUAUGCCCUUAGAAGUUGAAAUAGGGGACAACAAAAGCUUUAUAGUUUGUGAUAUUUGUCGAGGCUGUAAAUUAAAUAUCGAUAAUGAAGAAUAUUCGAUAGACCUAAUCCAGAUGUCAAUGGGAGAAUUUCAAAUAGUUGUUGGGAUGGAUUGGUUAUCUCGGCACCACGCGAAGGUCGUGUGUUUUCGUAAGGAGAUAAAGCUAACAUCUCCUAGCGGAAAACACGUUACAAUCUAUGGCGAAAAGGGAGGCAACCCUACAAUAUGCUCGAUGAUAAAGGCUCACAAGCUCAUCAGACAUGGGUGA
This is a messenger RNA of Helianthus annuus (common sunflower), 1341 nucleotides long. RefSeq lists its product as uncharacterized. Lineage: Eukaryota; Viridiplantae; Streptophyta; Magnoliopsida; Asterales; Asteraceae. Bases 1 to 1341 code for a protein of 446 amino acids. Gene Ontology annotation, molecular function: nucleic acid binding; zinc ion binding. The record is from RefSeq and is a predicted model, not a curated record. The transcript is spliced from 3 exons.